AUGGACUACUUUGGUGCAGGGCGCCGGCAGUCUGGUCACUCAUUCUAUGCAAAAUUGUUCAAUGGCUCACCGAAUUCUGGUGAGCUGGGCUCGGAGCAUUCACUGACACCCAUCAAUCCGGCUGCCAAACGCAAUCAUACUGUCUCCAGCUUCACAAGUGCCCAUGACCAGAAUUUUGAGUAUACGAAGCUUGAAUUCGCAAAUGAGUUGCCAUCAUCAAAGUCGAUACCGAGUUUCCAAGAAACACCGGAAAAGCCCAAGCAGGCGAUUCGAAAAGGGUUCUGGGCCAAUUCUUCGACACUUCUUCCACACCUUGCCACCAGCAUAGUCACCGCUGCGGUUGUGGGCUUGAAUUUCCGCAAUGUCUACUGGAUGGAUUUACUGGCUCCGAAUGUACAGAUCCUUCCUGGGAUCACUCAAGACGGCGCUUUGAAUGCACUUCAGUUGGCGGCUAAGCUACACGAACUGCUUCUCGUUGCUUCUCUGGGGACGAUCGUCUUGCAUGUCGCGCAUGCUCAUUUGACUGGGAAUCACGGGCUUCCAUUGGGACUUUUGACGAAUGCUUUCUCCAUCGGCUCGGGAGACUUCUUGCGUAGGAAGGCUUUCUGGACAUCUGCCUGGACCUCCAAUGCACACUACUGGCGCUUCUGGCUGCUAUCUCUUCUUGCCACAAUUCUGGCGACGCUUUCAGGACCUUCGUCUGCUAUUGCGAUCAUUCCUUCAUUGGAUUGGUUCCCUGUUCACAGGCCAUUCAAGAAUCAGGUCCUGCCUUACUACGUCUUUAAUGAAAGCACCGCUUUGUGGCCCGAAACUGUUACGGCUUCGAGUGUCAACAGUGCAGACUCAGGUGUUGACUGCCUGGAAGCUGCUUUGACUACGACGGUCGAGGAAAUUUGCCCUGCUGGCGAUUUCCGUGACUUGUAUAGUUGGGCGGGCAAUCUUCUCUUUGUCAAUUCUUCUACUGGUUCAAAUGCUUCUAUCCCUGACGCACGAGGUGAUACCCGUCGAGUCCUAUCAACUCGGUCUUGCCCGAGCGGGUUCGAUGGAAGAGCAUCCGGCAUGUCGCUCAAUACAUUUAUCACGAGCGCACUUACACAGUGGUGGCAAUUUGCCCAAGAUAAUUAUGAUGGCUUGGGACUUGAAGUUGCACGGCCACGGCUCACCUUGAAAAAUCAAAUAUAUGCACCUAGAGUCGAAGUCAUUUGCAAUGGAUUCCAAUAUUUCAAUACCACAGAACUUGAGGACCGGAAGCCUGUCAAAUUCCCGAGCUUGACACCAAACAGCACAUUUUCGAACAACGAAUUCCAGCUUCCCUACAAUGGAACAUACAAUGCAACGGAUGUUCAGUGGGUCAAAAUGCCCGAGGGCUCUGAGAGCCCGACUCUGGGGGCGGCAGUUCGCAUUCCGUGGAUCUAUCUGACUAAUGCCAGCACGACAGAGACGAGGCAAGCCACUGAAAUCCAAGCCUGCAGUAUCUAUGCUCAGUGGAUACCAGUGUACGUUUGGUAUGAACCAAGGACCACUGACCAGGUCUCCUACUUCACCCAAGGCCAAUUGCCAAGUACCUGUCUUGACAUACCGCGUGCUCCCAGCGUCGACAGCCCCAUCCGCAAUAUGACCAUCGAUCAACAGUAUGCCGAUGCUAUUAACCAGCCGAUACCCUUCACCCAGGGAAAUGUACCUGCAAUACAGGCCAUGCUUAACCAGUUGGUCUUCGAACAAGGCGUCGUUGCACCCACAAACCAGACCGGCUAUGCCUUCAAGUCCCCACUUGUAGUCAACGCCAACGGCAGCAACUACAUUCAAACUACGGACGAUGAGGUCAGAAAGAGUAGAGCAACGGUAAUAUCCACCAUGCUCGCUGGAGUCAUUACAGAUGGCCUCGCACGUAUAGCCGGGAACGGUAUCUAUCCUUACUCGGCUGCAAUGUUCCUGACGAAUAAAACGGAUUCCUCGGGCGGACUGGUCGGACGGUUCGUUGUCUCAUCGGCAAAAGGUGGACAAGACGAGUCUUUGAAUGCCACCUCGGCAGAUCUCAACGAUUGGCUCCGUAUUGACCCCGAGUUUUCUCGGUAUGGUUACGGGUACCGGUACCAGGGCUCAGGGACGGCACAGUUUGGAAUUGUGAUACUCUUGAUCCACGUUGCCCUUGCUGCCAUGCACACCGCGUUCAUCCUGUACAAAGUACUUGUCGCGAGGGAAGGCUUGGUCGGCUCCUGGACAACUGUCGCAGAACUUCUCACUUUGGCGUUGAACUCAAGUCCAUCGUCGAGGCUUCAGAAUACGUGCGCAGGAGUAAGCGCAGCGAAGACAUGGCGGGAAGAAAUCUCUGUGAGGGAGAUAAGUAAUGGGCACCUUGGGCUGGUGGUUGGCCCAGAGGAAAAGUCUCGUUACAAAUUACCACAAGCUGGUCUUACUUAUGGGCAUUUGAUCGACUGACAACAUCCUUUCCGCCAUGUUGGGCUUGUGACACUGAAGCUGAGUGAUGUGGUGACGGUUUCUGGAUGAUAUUCUCGGGUUAGUGGCUGAUCACUGCAAUACUAAAGAUGCCCUGAGAAUUUGAUGUCCGGCUCAAGAUCACGGUGUCUCAGUUCCACUCCCAUUGAUGCUACUACGAUAGCACACAUACCUCGAGAUGCAUAGGCCUAAGGCAAGGACUAAACGUACGUGGGCCAGGGGAUCGAGCUUGGAAGAAGUUGAAAACUGCUGCGGCAACGCAUUCUCGUAUGAUUGGCGACCAUCAGCUUUGCGCCAAGCGCGAGAUACAUCCUGAGCUG
This is a messenger RNA of Exophiala oligosperma, 2777 nucleotides long. RefSeq lists its product as uncharacterized. The transcript has 2 exons. Lineage: Eukaryota; Fungi; Ascomycota; Eurotiomycetes; Chaetothyriales; Herpotrichiellaceae. The record is from RefSeq and is a predicted model, not a curated record. Bases 1 to 2439 code for a protein of 812 amino acids.